Molecule: messenger RNA, 854 nt
Organism: Phanerochaete carnosa HHB-10118-sp
Lineage: Eukaryota; Fungi; Basidiomycota; Agaricomycetes; Polyporales; Phanerochaetaceae
Exons: 1
Coding region: 116-307 (63 amino acids)
Source: RefSeq, a predicted model, not a curated record
UCUGAUGGUCGUAAACUUCAGCAAUCGCUACCAUUCUACGCAAAGUGGGCUACAUACGUGCAAAAAAAAUAGAUUCCGGCCAAGAUUCAGGGGUAUGGUGGGUCCAUGUAGCGUGAUGACUUGGACGCGUGCUGCUAACACAGCCUGCGGCUGGUCCAACACCAUCAAGAUAGGACAAUGCCACCGAAAGCGCUUGAUACCUUCCGAGCCCUCAAAAGCUCAAGCAUUAGACCAAACACAACCUGUGACGCCCCGCGUACUUCCCCCAAGGGCUGCAUCGCCUAAUCCACCCUUUUUGUUCACCUAGGGAAGCUUGGAGAUGCUAUCUCGAGCUGAUACAAUACAGGUGGCUUGGUUGAUUGCUUGUAUCAAACCUUCCAUGACACGGGCAGCCGACACUUGUCCGCCUCAAGAGCAACGGAACACAUCUCGCUGAUUACCGAUUCAGGAUAAGGCAGUUUCGCAUACCGCUUUCCCUCGCACAGCACAGGUCCCUGAUGCCAACUAGUCGAGCGCACUGUAGUCUGCGUCCACGUGAAAGCCCCUAUAGAGUCUGGUGUCAAAUUCAAGGUUCUUACAUUAUAGCUACCGCCGCGUUCUCACUCUAUUCGCGAGUACAAUUGUCGUCAUGGCGAGACUACACACAACAUCAUCGCUCUUAUGGUUCCUCAUUACUUCUCGCUAUCACCGCGCCGCAUAUUUCUAGCGAUUCCAUGAUUGCUCGACUCGGAAAGCAGCCCUCCUCCAACUCUCCUUCCCCUCCCCUUUAAACCCGAUCGAGAGCAAGCCUGCUGGGUUCAGCAUGAACAAGGGGGCGGAUUUCAGAACUUUCGUGAGAUUUUCUUGAUCUACGC